Messenger RNA from Liolophura sinensis, 1290 nucleotides. Its product is annotated as beta-1,3-galactosyltransferase 5-like. Gene Ontology annotation, molecular function: hexosyltransferase activity. The transcript has 2 exons. The coding region runs from base 61 to 1236 and encodes 391 amino acids. Gene Ontology annotation, cellular component: Golgi membrane. The record is from RefSeq and is a predicted model, not a curated record. Gene Ontology annotation, biological process: protein O-linked glycosylation. Lineage: Eukaryota; Metazoa; Mollusca; Polyplacophora; Chitonida; Chitonidae.
UGUUUUACGAGAGUAAGCCAUUCUGCUUUCAUUUGUGAGCACUUGUUAGAGUUAAUUAACAUGAAGGAUGACCGAACCAGAAGUUUUCUUCAUCUGGGGCUCGGAGUUUUGUGUAAGAAGCGAACUAUCCUGUUCAUCUUGUUCUGUGCGCUCGUUAUUUACGUCACUGCUGUCUCAUAUUACCUGUCACGAAAAAUCUCAAUGGCAAGCAGUGAAACAAUUGUCGUCAUUCAUGAGUCAUAUCAAUACAUGACAAGCGCCACUGAGAAGUCCACAGUUAACAGUGCUGUUGUCAACCAAAAUCUCUUCAUGUUUCCCAUCAAUCCUUUGUACGCCUGCGCACCAGAUGGCCAGGAAGUGAGAAUUAUCGUAACCGUGUGUAGCGCUGCGUGGAAUUUUGAGGCCAGACAGGCUCUGAGGAGUACCUGGUUUUCGCGUCGAACAAUUCAACCACUGAACGCCUCGGUUGUUUUUGUUCUGGGCGCAGUGAACUCUUCGCAGAUACAAGCUAAGAUACUUCGAGAAAGUCGGAUACAUCACGAUAUUAUCCAAUCAGAUUUUAUGGACAGCUACCGGAAUCUAUCUCUGAAGACGACUGCCAUGUUAAAAUGGGUGAAGAAGUUUUGCCCCGGCGUCCAGUACGUUCUUAAAACAGACGACGAUACCCUGACCAAUCUGGAAAAGUUAGUCGCUGUGUUGGACAAAAUACAUAUUCCACGAAUCAUCCUCGGGCAUGUCAUCGUUGGAGCAGUUCCAUAUAGGGAUAAUAUCUCGAAAUGGCUCGUAACUCAGGAGGAGUAUUCUGAAACGUAUUAUCCUAAAUUUUGUUCAGGAUCUGGAUACGUUUUAUCACGUGAUCUCAUUGACGACCUAUACACAGCAACAUUGUAUACCAAAAUGUUUUUUCUGGAAGAUGUGUUUGUAACGGGAAUAUGUGCUCAACACAUCCGAGCAACUCAUCUUCAUUCGGUUGGGUUCAAAUAUGAAAAAAAAAGUAUAACCAUCGAUUGUCAACUAGCUGAAGUCGUCACCGCACAUUACAUAUCCCCAAGAGACUUAUACGCCUAUUGGCAUGCCUUACAAAACCUGAAAGGGCAAACGUGUGCGGACUUUGCAUCUGUACUCUACAUUUAUCUACCUACCGGAAUCAUAUUAUAUGUGACCAUUGUUUGCUCGAUAUGUAAACAAGCUUUUAUAUGGGCUAAAAAGAAAAUCGGGCAACGUUUACAUGUGUAAAAUAUACUUGCUCUGUCUGAAGGUGGUUAAAUUUGAGAGGAAAUAUCUUAUUAG